This is a messenger RNA of Bicyclus anynana (squinting bush brown), 553 nucleotides long. RefSeq names its product larval/pupal cuticle protein H1C (gene CPH17). Lineage: Eukaryota; Metazoa; Arthropoda; Insecta; Lepidoptera; Nymphalidae. The transcript is spliced from 3 exons. The record is from RefSeq and is a predicted model, not a curated record. The coding region runs from base 120 to 392 and encodes 90 amino acids.
GUAUGACAGAUUUGGCCGAGUUAUGUGUCUAAGCACUAUAAAAGCCCUGCAGUUAAAGCCCUUUGGCACACUCGUUAUCAAAUCUCUAACAGCUCCCAAGCAAAACUACCCCUAUCACAAUGUACAAGCUGAUCGUUCUCGCCGCCUUCUUGGCCUACGCCUCUGCUGGACUGAUCGCCCCCGUCGCCAGCCCGUGGGGUAACCCAUGGGGUCACGGUCUCGUUGGUGCCCCCGCUGUGGUCAGCGCCCCCAUCGUCAGCGCUCCCAUCGUUAAGCAAGCCAUCCCAGUUGCCACUUCAUACGCUAACUCUGUUAGGAUUGCCACCCCCGCCGUCGCCGUGGCCGCCCCCGUUGCCCACGCUCCCGUGGUCUCCUAUGGUCACGGAUGGUAACCACCCUGAUCACCACCACCAUCCAGGCUACACCAUCUCGCCUAGUCAAGAUGCAACAGUCAAUUAAACUUGUAACUUAAGACUACGAAAAAUUUUGUUCGGACCAUUACUAAAUUAAAGUAUUAUUUAUUUCUUUACAUAAUAAAGUAUUGUUUUAUUAA